Cyphellophora europaea CBS 101466 is the source of this 1380-nucleotide messenger RNA. RefSeq lists its product as uncharacterized. Gene Ontology annotation, biological process: autophagosome assembly. The record is from RefSeq and is a predicted model, not a curated record. NCBI's taxonomy places the organism in Eukaryota, Fungi, Ascomycota, Eurotiomycetes, Chaetothyriales, Cyphellophoraceae. The transcript has a single exon. Gene Ontology annotation, cellular component: phagophore assembly site. Bases 1 to 1380 code for a protein of 459 amino acids.
AUGGUCGAGGUCGAGAACCACUUUACCGUUUUCGUCAGGCUGCCCCUCAACAGAGGCGACUUCAUCGAUCCGCCUCCAGUCUCGUGGUCAGCGGCAAAGGAGCGCGCAUUGUGGGAUGUCAUCUCGCGACAGGGUCAAGGCAAAGGCAAUGAGAUCGACUGGAAUGCACUGGCCGCCCAGUUCGAUGUCACCCAGUCGUUCAUCCUGCAACAGGCAGCAUGGUUGUACGAGAGACAGUUGUCGCAAGUGCGAGCACAGCUGAGAAAGGUGGGCAACCGUCAAUCGGCAACACCUUCACCCGCACCGGGCUCUGUGAAUUCUAGUGUGGUUGGUGCACAAGCCAUGAGGAGAGUUGGUAGUGGUGGAUCCCGUGCUCCUCCACGUCUAUCAACCCAACAUCUUGGCAGUCCUUCACUUGCAGGAGAAGGCAGUGCACCACCAACCCCUGGCAAGAGCAGGACAUCGCUGCCCUUGAGGGGUCCUCCCGCUGCGGCGACUGGGUCUGCCCGAUCGGCAUCUGGUCCAUCGCGACCGCUCUCAAGGCAACCUUCGAAGGAGGUCGAGCCGCAGCAGAUCGUGCAUUCGCGACGCGGCAGCACUCAGCAUCAGCUCUCACGGUCACCAGGUCAGCUGAAGCCCACAGGUCCAGACUCGGACUCGGACGGUGGCGGAGAGCAGAUGACUCAAUCCAAGUACAUGAUACGCCGAACCAAUCCAUCGUCGCUUCAUCGCCGGAGUGUUUCUCUACGCAAAGAGCGUGCCGCACAAGCUCAGCAAGCAGAUCCGGCAGAUGCUGACGAUGACGAAGACGACACGGCUACGUUUCUGCCCUUUGUAGCUGAUGCGCCCGAGGUCCAAUCCCGGCCGACGACGUCGUCGACCCAGGACCCGAGCGCAACACUCCGAGGAGGUCUCACUGACGCUACGCCAGUGCGGCCGAAAACCCACCGCCGGUCUACGUCCGAGAAAAUCACAUCGCCAACAAAGGCUCCAGCACCUACAACAGCAGCGGCGACGCUGCAGUCAGGGUCGGCGUCUACGAGCUCCGUGUCUGACACAUCGGGUGCGGGUCCCACGCCUGGCGCUACUCAGCCAUCACAGCCUACACUGUCCAACAGAUCCGCACGUACGCUAUCCCCACGACAGCAAGCAACCCUCGCAUCAGCUGGGCUCUCGCCUCGGCGUCAAGGAUCUGAGUCGUCGCCUAGCAUGGGAUCGAGUUUCAGUGACCUCGACGAUGCAAGCGUGACCCAGUCGGCGCUCGAGGAAGCUCUGAUGAGUGGAAUGGGCAAUACAACGCACACGGUCGCCAGCAGAGUGAGUGGCUUGAGCCAAGCGUUGAGGAGCAGGUACUUUGAUGCUAGGCAAGGCGAGAGAUGA